AUGAACAUGGAUUGGAUGCAUGAGGAAGGAUACGAGCAGCAAAGGUCUGAUUCAGGCACAAUCAAAAAAAGAAUUUCACCUGAGUCCAUGGCUAUUAUCAAUGGCGAAUUUUUAUGGCUGAAAAAAUUCAAUGAGGUCAAGCUAGACGCUGAUAUACGAGGUUUCUUGGAAGACGCACAUUCGUCUUUUAAGUCAAAGAGCGCAUUGAACCCUCGAGAGACCAAGUUCAAGAAAUCUCUGGUCCACUACGCAGCGAUGGGAGAUUGCUCUGAGCUUCCGGAUAAUGGAUAUACAAUCUACUUGACUCAAAUAGUAUUCGGGUUACCACAUAUUUUCUAG
This is a messenger RNA of Aspergillus novofumigatus IBT 16806, 339 nucleotides long. RefSeq lists its product as uncharacterized. The transcript has a single exon. Lineage: Eukaryota; Fungi; Ascomycota; Eurotiomycetes; Eurotiales; Aspergillaceae. The record is from RefSeq and is a predicted model, not a curated record. The coding region runs from base 1 to 339 and encodes 112 amino acids.